AUGUCAACAGUUCAAAUUACCCGUGAGUCCCAUGAGGACCCUUUCAAGUUCAGAGUGAAGUAUGAGGAGGCAAAUGAAAUCUUGGGGCCAAAUGAAACGCUCCCUGAGAACAAUCAGCUUCCAGUCUUGAAAUCCUCUUCUAAAAUCGCUAUUAUUGGAGGAGGGUUUGGAGGACUUGCAUGUGCCCUCUCCUGUAUCAGGGACUUGAAAGAGCAAGAUUUCACCAUUUUUGACAAACAUUCCAAUUUUGGGGGCACAUGGUAUUCUAACACUUAUCCCGGUUGUGCUUCUGAUAUCCCUGCAGUCUGGUACUCCUUUUUCAGUGAAUUAAACAACAAUUGGAGUGCUCUUAGACCACCUCAAUAUGAAAUGGAAGAGUAUAUCAUGGCUGUGGUAAACAAGUAUGGUUUAAAGUACCACGCAAGAUUUAGAACUUCUAUCGUUGAAUCGAAAUAUGACGAUAAAAAUGCUGACUGGACCAUAUAUGGAAGAGACUUGAACACUGGUCAACGUACUGAACAUAAGGCGAAGAUCUUGGUUAUGUCUCAAGGUGGAUUGGUCUACCCUAACCAAUUGAAGGCCCCAGGUUUGGAAAACUUCAAAGGUGACUACAUGCAUUCUGCCUUGUGGAAACAUGAUGUUUCUUUCAAGGGGAAAGAUGUUAUUAUUGUUGGUAAUGGAUGUUCCGCUAACCAAGUUGUCCCAGCACUUCUUGACAAUUAUGCACCAAAGUCAAUAACACAGGUGGUUCGUUCAAAGCAUUUCAUCAUGCCUCCAUUACCAAAAAUUGCCUAUUCUCUCUACCGUUUAUUGUCGUUUUCAAGAAUUGGAAUUAUCAUUGUGCGUUGGAUUAUUGCCACUGUUGCCGAAAUGAGAUAUCCAUUGUACAACGGGACUGGUAUCAUUCCAAGCAUUGUUCGUUGGAUUAACACCAGAAAUUCCAUUAAUUACAUGAAAAACACUACACCAAAGAAGUUCCAUGAUGUUGUGAUUCCAAAUUACAAAAUUGGUUGCAAGCGUAUUAUCUAUGAUUACACUUACUUGCCAUCUUUACAUGACCCACGUAUGGAUGUUACUGAUGAUACCAUUGAUCAUAUCGAAGAACACCACGUUGUUUUGAAGAGUGGUAGAAGACUUCACGCUGACGUCAUUGUUGCAUGCACCGGUUACGACUUGAACAAAUCUGUUCUGAGAUUCCUGGUUAUUGGUUCCAACGGAGUUAAAUUACAAGAUACUUGGGGUAAAGAAGGUGCUAGUGCCUACGAGACCAUUCUUGUCAAGUAUUGCCCUUUGUGCUUGGAGGUCCUAACUCAGCUACCGGUCAUUCUUCGGUUGUAUUGGCUUUGGAGAAUGGAUGUGCUUAUUUCACUAGAGUUGCAAAGAAGAUAUUGUCCGGAGAAUUUAAGUCAGUUCGUGUUGACCCAGAAAAGUAUGACGGCUGGAACACUAAAAUCCAAGCGAUAUUGAAAAAGCAGGUCUUUGGUACUCCGUUUGGUGGUUGUGUGUCCUGGUACACUGCAGAUGGUCGUAACGCUACCGCUUAUCCUUACUCACAAAUCACCUACUGGUGGAGAAUGAGACAUCCAAAGUGGAACGACCUUAUUGUGGAAAAGGAUGAAAAGAAGACUGUGUAG
[Candida] anglica is the source of this 1634-nucleotide messenger RNA. The record is from the annotation of a GenBank genome assembly. NCBI's taxonomy places the organism in Eukaryota, Fungi, Ascomycota, Pichiomycetes, Serinales, Debaryomycetaceae.